Molecule: messenger RNA, 585 nt
Organism: Colletotrichum fioriniae
Lineage: Eukaryota; Fungi; Ascomycota; Sordariomycetes; Glomerellales; Glomerellaceae
Source: RefSeq, a predicted model, not a curated record
AUGCGUUUCGCCGCCACUACCAUCGCCCUUCUGCUGGCUGUUGCCUCAGCCACUCCUGUUCCUAACCUGAACGAGGCGAACAUCGUCAAGGACGCCGAAAGUGAGCUUUCACCUGCAAGAAUCAACGACCGAGAUCUAAUGAAUGAUGUAGGCAAGCCCGUCGUAGACCUCGGCUUCCUCCAGGCUCAUGAGACUCGCGAUGUCAACCUCGCUGAUGUUGUCGUGGCUAGGGCCUCUGAUGAGGUCGAGAACUCGUCUGAGCGUCGUGCUAUGGCCCCUGCCAACCACCAGAGUGGCCUAUUCAAGGCUGGCAACGGUUGGGCUAAGAGAGUCUUAACCACUAUUAUCAUUAAUGGAGUCAACGUAGCUGUGACCGCUUGGUUCAACGACAUCCACACGCUCAUCGUACAGUUCAAUGCCGCCUUCCCCAACGCUCCUAACUUCGUCACCGCCGGAAUCGAGGACAUGUCUACCGGGAUGGAGCGCUCCCCCUGGAAGAUCUUCUGGGAUGAGGCCUACACCCUAACCAUCAAGCCCGGUGAAAGGUUCCAGUUUGACAACCAAUUCGUGAUGUGGUGGAAAUAA